Messenger RNA from Anopheles darlingi, 2767 nucleotides. RefSeq names its product endoplasmic reticulum metallopeptidase 1-like. NCBI's taxonomy places the organism in Eukaryota, Metazoa, Arthropoda, Insecta, Diptera, Culicidae. Gene Ontology annotation, molecular function: metalloexopeptidase activity. Gene Ontology annotation, biological process: proteolysis. The coding region runs from base 57 to 2693 and encodes 878 amino acids. The transcript has 4 exons. The record is from RefSeq and is a predicted model, not a curated record.
UUUCCUCAGUGGCCCACGUUUGAGAUAGUACGUUCAGAGUAGACUUCGUGGCAUAAAUGGCUGGAGCGGAGAAACGUGUACGAUUCAAGGAAGAUGAGCAACAAGUAACAAGUGUCCAUCAGCUAGGGCCCACAGCUGUGUACAUCGCGGUAUUAUUAGUGAUCAUGUCAGGUCUUCUCACGCAAUUCCUUGCCACUCGAUUACCAGCGGCCCUGACAAUGGCAGAUCUGGAAAGGUCUCCAAACAUCUUCAUUGCUGAGCGCGCCUGGACGAGUUUGAAAACGUUAAACGACAUCGGUCCCAAGCCGGUUGGCAGCCAGGCGAAUGAGGUUAUGGCACACGAGUUCCUGCUAAAGGAAUUGCAGAGCAUUACGUCCACGAAACAUCCUCACCAGCAACUUGACAUCGAUGAGCAAACAGUUUCCGGAGUGUUUAACAUUUCACUGUUGGAUCAAUCAAUGACCAGCAUGUACCGGAACGUCCAGAACGUGGUGGUUCGAUUGGCCGGGAAAGGAGCACAAUCGCUGUUGCUCAAUUGUCAUUUCGAUUCAGUUGCCAGCAGCCCCGGUGCAAGCGAUGACGGGGCCAGCUGCGCAGUGAUGUUGGAAGUUUUGCGUGUUUUAUCGCGCAACUCAGAGCGCAACCGACACACGAUAACGUUUUUGUUCAAUGGCGCCGAAGAAACGAUGCUACAAGCCGGGCACGGUUUUAUCACUCAGCAUGCCUGGGCUGCUGAUGUGCGUGCUUUUUUGAACUUGGAGUCGUCUGGUUCGGGAGGAAAGGAGAUACUGUUUCAGGCUGGUCCCCAACACCCAUGGCUUAUUGAGGCAUACGCUCGCUCGAUCCGGCACCCGUACGCCCAUGCGUUCGGUGAGGAAAUAUUCCAACUCGGGCUCAUACCUUCCGAUACGGAUUUUCGUAUGUUUCGUGACUAUGGUGAAGUACCUGGGAUGGAUUUUGCCCAUAUUGCUAAUGGAUAUCGCUACCACACUCGUUACGAUUCGAUGGACUUCCUGUCCCUGAAUGUGCUGCAGCGCACUGGAGACAACAUUCUUCAACUAACGCGAGAACUGGCGAACGGCGAUGAGCUGGCAAUUGCAGAUCCUACCAACUUACCCGUCGGCCAGAAAGUAUUUUUCGAUUUUGUUGGAUUAUUUUUUGUACAAUAUGAUAUUGCCACAAGCCGUAUUAUCAAUUUCUCUCUGUCCACUUUGGCCACCGUUGUUCCUUUACUAAUGCUACUGCAUAAUCGUAAAUCACACGGCUAUUUGAACGUCCUGCGAGAGUGUGGAUUUGGUUUGGCGGCCACCAUUCUAGGAACCGUAUUCAGUUUCAUCUCCUGUACGACUAUAGCGAGGCAGAUGGACUUUCUCGGCAACAGUAUGAGUUGGUACACGAACACUUACCUGAUACUAGGGAUGUACUGCUGUCCAGCAUUGCUGGCCCACUGUUUCGUGUACCUUUUUCUCACGGCGUUCUACUCAAACAGUAAGAGUGAUCUAACGCACGGCGAAAUGACUCAAGCGAGACUCGUCGGGGUCAACAUAUUUUGGGCCAUCAUCACGGUGUCUGCCACGCUAGCCGGAUUUCGUAGUGCCUACAUAUGCAUGGUGUUACUUCUCUGUUCCCUGGCAUCCAGCGUUGCCAACAGUCUUCUCGGGAAUGGUAAAACCACCCGUACAUGGAUCUACAUCCAUCUGCUAUUUCAACUACCGGUUCUUUUAUGGACCACAAACUUCUACAAUGUUCUAAUCGAGCUGUUUGUACCGAUCACGGGCCGAUUCGGCGGUACGCGCAAUCCGGAAAUAUUCAUAAGUCUCUUAGCAGCUGCCUUUACGUUGCUUUGCUGCAGCUACCUUAUCCCAUUCAUCGCGCAGCUUCGCAGCAUGAUGAGCUUCACGGCAAAACUAUCGGCUAUCACCGUGCUGACUCUGCUAGUAGCAUGCAGCACGCCACUCGGAUUCCCUUACCAAGAUGAGAGCACGGCGGCGUCGGCUCCAACACCGCAGCGACACUAUGUUACGCACACAUUCCGCGUGUUUCACGACGAACUUGGUCUGUACAAGGGCUCCGAUUCGGGUUACUUCUUUCAAGAGAUGGACCGUAACACGCGGAGAACAAUCGAACAGCUAGUGGUUCCUGGUGCAAAGCUUUCAUCAAUGCGUCAGAUGGAAUCGUGCGACAACCAGUUGUUCUGUGCUGCGCCAUUCUAUUCUUUGUGGCAUCAAAUGCGAUUCAACAACUACUGGCUGCCAGGUCCAGAGCCCGUUUUCGAUAACAUGGUCACGAUGUCGUACCAAAGUACAGAGGAAUUAGAUGCCCACACCAAACGGCUACGGUUUGUCAUAGACGGAAGCAUACAAUCUUCCAUCAUUAUCGGACCAAAGGAGGGAGUGAAAUUGAUCCAAUGGUCAAUCAUGGACUAUGUGCCGCAGCCGGUACUAUUUGGAGGACGCGAAGUAUAUUUCCUCUCGAUCACACAUGGGCUCCCUGGGGGACCGUGGCCCAUUUCAAUAGAUCUACAGUUUGCCCAGCCGAAGGAGGUGGGCGAACUUGUGGAUAUUGUGGUGACGACCAAAUUCUGGGAGUAUCAUCACAUGCACACAUCUGAAUUUGAGCAGCUGUUAGCAUCGUUUCCGUCCUGGGCACACGUUGUGCCCUCUGUGGCGGUGGUUAGUGUGUUUCCUUUGUAGAUUGGGACCUCCGGAUUGACUCGAAACGAAACGGUGUUCAGUGGAAUACGAACGAACAAAGUGAAAUAAAACGA